This is a messenger RNA of Rhopilema esculentum, 987 nucleotides long. RefSeq lists its product as uncharacterized. The record is from RefSeq and is a predicted model, not a curated record. NCBI's taxonomy places the organism in Eukaryota, Metazoa, Cnidaria, Scyphozoa, Rhizostomeae, Rhizostomatidae. Gene Ontology annotation, cellular component: myosin II complex. Gene Ontology annotation, molecular function: calcium ion binding.
GCGGUUCCAGUUAAUUAAACCGCGGAGCUUUUCCGGUGAAUUUCUAGCUGUAAAGUUCUGUAUGAACAUCAAUCGUUUGCUGGUUUUGGCAGGUGCACAAGACACCUGGCGUUGUUUGCUGCAGCUCUCAAAAUAGCUUGCUCGCACGAGAAGAAACGUCAGUCAAGCCACUGCUAAUUUGAAGCGGACGUCGCAAGAGCCAACAGCAUCAUGGGUAGCCUAAGUCAAGUUGAGAGAAACGAAAUGAGAAAAGUUUUUGAUGCCAUCGACGUGGAUAUGAAUGGAAAGAUAACAAAGGAUGAGUUGAAGCAGUUACUCGAAAGGCUUAACACGGAUGCAACAAAAGACUCCUUGGAUGCCAUGUUUAAAGCGGCUGACAAAGAUGGAAGUGGAGCGAUUGAAUUUGACGAGUUCUUGGAAUCGCUGCAGACUGUCAUGUCUCCGCCAAGCAGUGAAGACCUUUCCCAAGCUUUUGCCAUGAUGGAUGAAAAUGGUGAUGGGUUUCUGACCAAAGAUGAAAUCAAGGCAGGGCUCAUCAAAGCGGGGGAACCUCUUAGCGACGCAACCAUUGAGGAAAUGGUCAAAGCAGCUGAUCAAAACAAUGAUGGAAAAGUCAGCUAUAAAGAGUUCACUGCCAUUUUGAAGGGCUGAGAAUCAAGGGACAAACAACUAGUUCUUGGAGGCCUGAACUGUCACAUUAGUUAGCAAUUUAAGAUUAGCUUUCACAAAUAUUUAUUCCCAAGUACUGGAAAUAGGGAUUAUUGAGUCCAAUGAUUAUCAAGAAGAGGAGAAAACUUUUUAGGAAAAACUGUUACUGACAGAUUUGUAUCACUUAUGCUAGUUUUUAGGCAAAUAUUGCAAGCUGUUACAUGCUAGCUGAGCACGUGGCCAGAACCAUUAUUUCUUUGAUAUUGUUAGAUGCUGUUUGCUAUACUGUUACUAUCACUUAGUCAUAGCGUUAAUCGUUAUUUCAAUCACUUAAUCAUA